Messenger RNA from Microtus ochrogaster (prairie vole), 540 nucleotides. Its product is annotated as bile salt sulfotransferase 1-like. NCBI's taxonomy places the organism in Eukaryota, Metazoa, Chordata, Mammalia, Rodentia, Cricetidae. The transcript has 5 exons. Gene Ontology annotation, molecular function: sulfotransferase activity. The record is from RefSeq and is a predicted model, not a curated record.
AUGACUGGCAAUACCUUCUUGUUCAAGGGGAUUCCAAUACAGGCUGAUUUCGUUAAUGAGGAAUCUCUGUUGUUUGCUCAGAAUUUUUUGGUAAAAGACGAUGAUGUCAUCAUAGUGACCUACCCUAGAUCAGGAACACACUGGAUGAUUGAGAUAGUCAGUCUGAUAGUCUCCAAAGGGGACCCGACUUGAGUCCAAACUGUCAAAAUGACUUGGGGAUCCUGGUUUGAUCAUACUACUGGAUGGCUAACAAGGAGAGACACAGAGAACUUCCUCCUCAUGUCCUAUGAGGAGCUACAGAGGACUAGGAUUUUCCACGUGACCUUUCAGGCGCUCACAGCCACAGACCUCAGAUCAUCGCAAGUCCGGUCCCUUUCCCGCUCACAUGGUUCUGACAGCGGGUACAGAGCAGGAAGUUGCACGUGUGGCGACUGGAAGAAUGUCUUCACUGUGGCCCAGAGUGAAGCCUUUGACACCGUCUAUAAGGAGAAGAUGGCGAGGCUUGAUCCUGGUCUCUUCCCCUGGUCGGAAUACUGCUGA